AUACAAUGAUGCUGGGAUCCCUGGGAAACAGCAGCAGCAUCCCCUCUACCUUCACGCUGAGUGGCAUUCCUGGGCUGGAACACAUGCACAUCUGGAUCUCCAUCCCCCUGUGCUUCAUGUAUCUAGUUUCUAUACUGGGCAACUGCAUGAUUCUCCUUAUUAUUAAAACAGAGCCCUCCCUCCAUGAGCCUAUGUACCUCUUCCUGUCCAUGCUGGCUCUGACUGACCUGGGCCUGUCCCUUUGUACCCUCCCAACAGUGCUGAGUAUCUUUUGGAUGGGGGCACGAGAGAUUGGUCAUAAUACCUGUUUUGCCCAGCUCUUUUUCAUUCACUGCUUGUCUUUCCUGGAGUCCUCUGUGCUACUGUCAAUGGCUUUUGACCGUUUGGUAGCCAUUUGCCGCCCCUUGCACUAUGCGUCCAUCCUUACCAACAGAGCCGUUGGCAGGAUUGGCCUGGCUUCUUUGGGCCGCAGUGUUGCACUCAUUUUUCCAUUGCCUUUUAUGCUCAGGAGAUUCCCUUAUUGUGGCUCCUCAAUCCUCUCACAUUCCUAUUGUCUCCACCAGGAAGUGAUGAAAUUGGCCUGUGCAGACAUCAAGGCCAAUAGCAUUUAUGGCAUGUUUGUCAUCGUUUCCACAGUGGGUAUAGAUUCACUGCUCAUUCUCUUCUCCUAUGCCCUGAUCCUGUGCACUGUGCUAUCCAUUGCUUCCAGGGCUGAGAGACUCAAAGCUCUGAACACCUGUGUCUCCCACAUCUGUGCAGUACUGCUCUUUUAUACUCCAAUGAUAGGCUUGUCUGUCAUCCACCGCUUUGGGAAGCAGGGACCCCAUCUGGUCCAGGUGGUCAUGGGCUUUGUGUAUCUUCUAGUCCCUCCUCUGAUGAAUCCCAUUGUCUACAGUGUAAAGACCAAACAGAUUCGAGAACGGGUGGCCCAAGCCUUUUGUUAUUAGCUGGGUCUUGUCUUGGAGGCAGUAUUUCCAUAUAUGUG
Molecule: messenger RNA, 985 nt
Organism: Orycteropus afer afer
Lineage: Eukaryota; Metazoa; Chordata; Mammalia; Tubulidentata; Orycteropodidae
Product: olfactory receptor 51G2
Biological process (GO): G protein-coupled receptor signaling pathway
Cellular component (GO): membrane
Molecular function (GO): olfactory receptor activity; G protein-coupled receptor activity
Source: RefSeq, a predicted model, not a curated record